Messenger RNA from Trypanosoma rangeli, 897 nucleotides. Its product is annotated as tRNA (guanine-N(1)-)-methyltransferase TRM10. Gene Ontology annotation, cellular component: nucleus. The transcript has a single exon. NCBI's taxonomy places the organism in Eukaryota, Euglenozoa, Kinetoplastea, Trypanosomatida, Trypanosomatidae. Gene Ontology annotation, biological process: tRNA N1-guanine methylation. The coding region runs from base 1 to 897 and encodes 298 amino acids. Gene Ontology annotation, molecular function: tRNA binding. The record is from RefSeq and is a predicted model, not a curated record.
AUGCUGACCAAGGGUGAGGAAGAAGGGGUCUCUAGUUCCCCACUGCAUCUGCAGAUAAAAAAGGGGACGUGGACGGCGGAGCAGCAGUCCGCUUACUGGCAAGUAAAAAAGGCGGAGCGGAGGCGUCGCAGCAAAGAAGCUGCCGCACAACGACGUGAGGCGCAACAGAUGGAGUGGGAGGAGCUUGACGACAAGGAGCGAGAACGUCGACGUGCGGAGGCGAUCAUAGUUCACGAGCGACGACGAGCUGUAGAGGCAAAGGAGCAUGCGAUGCGUGAGCUGCACCUCUCCAACGUGUCUCUCCCGUUGUUGGUGUUUGACCUUAGCUUUGCCUGGUGCAUGACGGCUGCCGACUGCCGCAGCACAGUGUCGCAGAUAAAGUUUAGCUACAGUGUAUUGCGGCGGCAUACCUUUCCGAUGCGUCCCGUGGUCACAUCUAUUGGUGGUCAGGAGACAAUGGACACGAGUGCGCAUGGCGAGUUAUUACGCACGCUGUGUGACUUUGAGGGGUUCCGUCGCUAUCCUCUACCUAUUCAUGAACAACACUGGUCCACUCUGUACAAGAGAGAGGACGUGGUCUUUUUGACGGCGGACACGGAAACUGUGCUAGAGCGCCUGGAGCCUAAUACUGUAUAUGUUGUUGGCGCUUUUGUGGAUCACAAUGCGCGGAAAUUUCUCACUAGAGAUGCUGCAAGGCGUCAUGGCGUACGUAUGGCCCGCCUUCCACUAGAAGAAUCUAUUGAAGUGGGUAACCGCUGCAAAGUUCUUACGGUGAAUCACGUGGUGGAGGUGCUAUGUCGAUAUGCCGACUGUGGUGACUGGCGUAGGGCAUUUGACGUGCUGCCGACAAGGCGGGCGAAGCUGACCCAACAAAAACGUUCUCACUCCUCAGCUUAA